UCAACGAUUUGCAAAGAUGGCGGAACUCGUGCGUUCUGAACAGGAACAAGAAGUGAGUUAAUCUUAUGCAGGCCAAUACCCUGUAAUCCCUUCUUAUUAUUUCAUUCUAAAACAAAAUGUCUUGCUUUUUUCGUCGUCUAUCACAGGCAAUCGCCAUUUUCUUGCGAGAAGUUAACAAAGAUCGUUCCGAAAAUGGAUUGAGUCCCGUAGGAACUUCCACAGCCUUGUUGUUUCUCACGGCCCGUAAAUUUGACACUGAAAGAGCGGUUAACUUGUAUCGACAGUACCAGGUGAGUUUGAAAAAAAAAGCUGCGACGUGAUAUUAUUUUAUUGAGUUUAACAAAAAGGGUUUUCCCGCCUUGGAACUUAAAAACGCGCAUCGUAGCAUCAAUGUAAGUCUUAUGUUGUUUGCUGCAAAGAGUUUUUGACAACCGUCGUAAAUCCUGCCCAAUUGAUCUAUUCAGUUCUGUAGUCUCUGUUGCAUUUAGUUUUAAUUUACUUAGCAAAGCUAUAGAUGCAACAGCGAAUUUUAACCACGAGUUUAGGCUGAAUUCACCCGUGGAAAUCAUGGAAAAAAGAACAAAAUUAAUUUUAAUAAUUUUUUCCUGGGUACGACCUGUGAAAUCACUUAUUCUAGCGACUUCGAAAUGCUUUGAUCAAUGCUCUUAAAGCUCUGAUAAUCGCCUUUUCUUAUACUGGACUAGUACGAAUUUAGAAAAGGAAAGAAACACAAAGUAUUUCUCAUCUGUUAUUUAAUAUUGAGUAUUCUUUAUGGUCAAAUAUGUGUGUCAUGGAGAAAAGAAGUGUGAAAUCACAAAAGUUUGAUGUAAUGAAUCUUUGGGAUUGGUUGAAAUACUCCGAAAGGGCAAGAUGAAAAUGCCUGCUUGCCAAAAAUCAGAGUCUUUGUGGAAAUUGGUGGUGAGAUAUUGGCACUGCUAUGCUCUCCUAAACCUGUACAAAUCCCACUACCAAUGGCUUGGAUCAUAGCAUUCAUGAUCCUUGUCAAAUUUAGGAGGAUCUGUAUGGAGCCCUCAGAGCAAAACAUUGUUUAUACAUCACUUUCAAUGUCCACUAAGUCUCUGAUUUUUAAAUGAUAGCUCAACAACAUUGAUUGUCCUGCUGCCAAUGUAUGGUUCUUCAAAAUGUAGAGGAUAGAGCACUGCAACACCAAUGCAGAGGCCAUGGAUUCAAAUCCCAUUGAAGCCCGGGGGGCGGGUACUCCCAUACAUUACCUAUAUGGGUAUGUGCCGUCCGACAGGUCGUGAUUUUGAAGCUCCUGAUUUAGAAUGGGGUAUUGAUUAAAGAGGCGUUUUCUAGAACGUAGUAUAAUUUUUCGAAUGCAUAAAAGCUCCAGUUUUGUAAGCAGCCAUUUAUUAUUCAAGGACAGAUUGCUUUUAAAAAUACAGUUCAAUGGGUUCACAAGCAAACUGUUGUGCUCUUGUUGCACCCUGUGUUUUAGCAUGCAGGGCGGGCGUAUUUUGGCGCUAGCCGCGAGCGCUGACUCUGCCAUCUUGGAUAAAUAGGCGCGCAGUAGUCUGGAACAAGUCCAUAAUGUACCCGAGGGAGAUGGAGACGGGCUCAAAAGAAAGGGAUGGGGGAGGAGAAGGAAAAUCAUUAGCUUACGAACAUGGUUCUGUGCAUGAUGAGAGAUUUUGCGUAAUAAUUAACAGCAUUGUAUCCACGUGUACAGGAAAUGUACUCCGGAUGAUUAUGAAGAAGCGUUUAUUUCAUGUAUAAGUCAAACAAAUAAAGAAAUAUCUUUUUUAAAAAACAGGGCUAUUUCAAUUUAUAAACCUUUCUAGAAUGGAGUAUAAAAAAUUGGCCCAUUUCUAGAUUGGGGUAUCAGUUUUAGGGUGAAUUCUAGAAUGGGGUAUAAAAAAUUGGCCCAUUGCUAGAAUGGGGUAUCAAAUUUGGAGUCCUGGGCAGCACAUACCCACCCAAAAAAUACCCAAGUGCCCCCCCCUGCGGGCAUUGAAGCCCUGAAAUUUCUUUGGGCUUAGAGGGACACAGUUACACUUGGGACCAUGCUGACCUGGACAUUAGGCUAACCACUUUUGAAAAGCAUUUAAGAGGACCUUAAAUCAAAGGUACAUGUAAAAUUCCACUUUAAUUUUGCCUAGUGUUUCAUUGGAACUUUGAUCUUUUAGUGAAAAUCUUUUCUUCUUUUACUCAUCCUAUAGUAUUAUUUUAUCACAUUUUGCCACUUGUACAUCUCCAAAAAUGCAACUUUUUUGUCCCCCCAAAUUUUGUAUAAGCAAUGUUUCCAUUUUCUCUUGGGAAGGCUGUAAUACUCAAGAGAAAUGAAAAACAAAGGUUAUGCAAAGUUUGGAGGGGCAAAUAAGGUGUAUUAUGGGAGAUGUGCAAGUGGCAAAUUGUAUGUGUAAUCAAAUGGUGACGAGUGAAAUUAGGGAAUAAUUUCACUGGUCACCAUUUGAUUAGGUUAAAAACAGUAUGGAUGGCAUAUCUUGUGAUAUGCAAAUCAGCUAAGAAAUGGUUUCUAAUGUCUAUGUGCAUCAGCUGACUGUGUCCCUUUUAAUUUGUCAUUACUUGAUUCAUUUCCCCUUGGACCCAAUAAAUAUCAAUGUCUAGAGAUCAAAGUGAAAAAAAAAUUCUCAAAAAUUUGCCUUACUUCCAAUUGCUACCAAAUUAGGUGCACAGGAAGUGGACUAUUCAAGCCAUACACCUUAGUACCUGAGCUUUAUUGUGACUGGUCACUAGAUACAAUCAACUUUCCUUCAGAAAAUUUCCAGGUGUUCACAGUUUUCUUAAUUUGACAGUAAAUUUCCCAGAUAGUGUCAAUUUUCUCAAUAGAAAAGAAAGCCCUCUAUUUUUCAGUCUUUGCAAAAGCAAAGGUAAAAAAACAACUUCCAUCGAUUUUAUUUGUUAAAACUAUGAAGUGGAAUUGUGUGUGAGUGGAGUACUGAAGACUUUCCAUGUGAUUGGUCGCAGCAAAAGUUAGUAGUACCCUGUUCCAUUUCUUGUCUCCAGUACUGACUCUGCAACUAAAGUUUUUUGUGAUUUCUUUUUCAGUAUGAACGCCGUUUGUAUUUUUUACAAGAAAUUGCUCCUUAUGAUGAGCCUCUGAGAUCUGAAUUACUUAGUGGAAAGUUUACAAUUUUGGUGAGUGGCAGUAUUUCAUCAAUGAGUUUGCUUAUACAGUAGAACCCCAGUAACUCAAACUCUGAAAUAAUAAUAAAUAAUAAUAAAUGUUAUUUAGCCAGGGUUAUCUCUUCAGCAUAAAAUGCUGCUAUCAAUGAGGGCCCUGGAAAAAAUAAAUAAAUAAAUAAAAUAAAAAAAUAUAUAUAUAUCUAUAUAAAACUAGCCUAAAUUACAGUAACUAAAAAUACACUAAAAGUUAAAAAUACAACAAGAUUAAAAAAUUGUUUAAAAAAACUAAAAUACAGCAAUUAAAAUGCAUUUAAAAGCUAAACUAAUACAAAAACUUAACAAGUAACUAAAAAACUUUUGAUCUAUAUAAUUCCAAAAUGCGAGUUUUAAAAAUCACAAAAACAGUUCAAGGUAGCAGGGGUUUCAGUCAUCGGUAUUGAUUGAAUUUUCAGUUCGCCACUUAAAUAUUUAACACUGACAAGAGGGGUCACCAAGACCUGAUUUUUUUCGUUAUAUUUAACUUAACACUUAUAUGUCAUUUGUCGGAUCAGGAAGCCUUCUUUGUCAGGUCAUUGAGCCGAGACCCAUCUCUUAUCUGGAACACUGUUAAAAUUUCUUAACCUAGAUUGAUUCUCUGUUUCCUUUGUCUCAUAAUUAGGGUUAGGAGACAAAGGAGAUAAAACAUCAACUUAGCGUAAAAAAUUUUAAUCUGAAUAUAUUUUGAUAUGUAACAUUUAAGUUUAACUACCUUUACCGUCUCCCAGGGAAAGAAGGAGAGAUUUUUAUAGACUUUAGUCAUUGUCUAUUCUUGGCUAGGGUUAUAUCUUUAGUUGCAAAUACAAAAGUUCAAAGCCAUCUAUUGUAGAAUAUAUUUAAUAUCAAGUUACAGACAACUUUAUAAUAAUGAAAAACAAAUUUCAAUUAUUAAAGGAAUGGAAAAAUGUUUUGAAGAAAAGUGGAAAAAAUUAUUCAGAAAAGACAUUUAUUUGGGUGAACUCUCCUUUUUUCCCCUGUUUUUUUUUUUUUUUUUUUUUUAAAUCUAAUAUGAACAGAUCCAAAAGACAAAAGAAAAAAGUUAUUCUACGCAAUAUCCUGUCUGGCAACCUUACUAUCAAUUUGUUAAUUAAUUUUGCUUUUUUUGUAUUAAGUAAAGGGGUUUCAAUAAAAGUUGAAGUAGCCAGCAGGUUUGAAUAGAGUAACUGACUGUAUCAACAAGGCGCUGUUGGUCCCCUUUUUUGUAGGGGGGAGGGAGAGGGUCUGGGCGUGUUCUGCCUCAGAAAAUUUUGAAAUUUCAAAGCCCUAAAAUGCAAGUUUCAGUAAUCUGGGGACUAAAGUUCAGGACAAAAGAGCGUGUUUUUCAUUCAAGAAAAUGUAGCUUUCAAUUUAUCAGUCACACAAUCAAUUCCUAUGAGCAAUGAACAAAAUGAUGAAAACUAAAUUACGUACUUUUGCACGUAAACAAAUUCUGUGUAAACCUUUAAAGAAACCUAUCAAAAAAAUGAAUGAAAUGUAGCAUUCACAUCACCAAAGCCUAACGUAAAACCAGUGGGCCUUUAUGAAAACUUAUCAUUGAUAGGUUUUUGUUUGCAACGUUAUUCAAACUAGUUGCUUCUUCUUUCUAGAAAAAAAGUAGCCAACCUCAUGAGCAAAGUAGCCAAUGCGUUUCAUGGGGUGCUUAUUGAAACCCCUGAUUGUGUUUCUUCAGUAUUUAAGUGUCUAUGUUUAAUAUGUAUUAUGUGUGUAAGAAGCAAAUAAAUGAAAUUUUAAAAAAAGCAAAAUCUCCCAUCACACAUUAUGGGUUACAGUCCUAAAUGACAGCCCUGACCAGUAAUUUGUUACUAUUUUAAAAAAAUGGUGAUCCUUAGUAAUAAAAUUAUUAUGGAUAUGGAUUCCAUUGAUUGCUUUAAUAGAAUGCACGUGAUGCAGGGGGUGCAGCUGUAGCAGUUUUUACAGCUAGAGAACACUUUCCUGCUACAACAACUCACAGGACCGUCAUCCAGGGGAUAGCAUUUCAGCUAGAUGAGUGCCUGAAAAGGUGUGUCAUGUGGUUAAAUAAGAAGCAUAACGCUCUUUCAUUCCUACUAGAUGCCAAAGUGAAAUUCACAAAAAAAUUCAUCAUUGUCCACGAGUCCCAAAUUGGAAAAUGGAGCCAUAUGCUCUCUCCUUUCAGGUUUCUCUGUCCUUUCCUGCCAUCACUGCCCCUGCCCAUGACCUUAACCCUCCAUUCCACUGUCAUUCUGAAUGGCUUUAGUGGUCCACCUUGCUUCCUUUUCCCUUCUGAAACCCAGUGAAGGCCAUAGGGGUUUUAGCAACAACGAUGGCGACGGCAACAAGAACAUCAAAACAGCAAUAGGUUUAUUAAGCAAAACAACAAGUUUGCUUGUGCAUCACGCUGUUUUGUACAUUUCUUUGCCUUUACUGCUCGACUAUGACAUUAAAAUGCCUCAUUUCACGUUUUAUGGAGGACGUACACGAGUGACGAUGAAAUUUUCUUUCUCUUUCUAAACUUGAGUGCAUUCCCCAAGAAAUCGACUUCAGGAAAAUUUGCCUACAUUAUUAGACAUUUUCAGCGAAUUGGAAUAAACACAACAAAGUUUGAAAAAACACUAAUUCAUUUUAAAAGUGACAUUUUCGCUGCCGUUGCUGUCGUUGAUGCUAAAACUCCCUAUUGGGUGGAUGUGAGGUGGUGAUUCGUUCUCAGCACCAUUACACACAGUUCCCUCUGAAAAAAAUCAUGAUUAUUAUAAAUUUCUUUUUUGUGAAAUCCUUUGAGUAAAAAAAUUGUUGCUCACCAUUUUUUUCCAGUGAUGAAACACAGAAGAAUGGACUGAUUCUACUGUAUGACAUGACAGAAUCUGGGUAUCAAAAUUUUGAUUACGGUCUUGCUCGAAAAAUUUUGGACUUACUAAAGGUGCCUUAUGUUUUUAAUGUAACUGUGAUUAAUAAUAAUUUUUUUUUUAUUCACCUGUCAUGUCUUUUCUGGUUAACCUAUAAUUUUUGCGCUGUUAAUGUUGCUGAAAACAUAGAAAAUACCAGUGGACAUUGUGUAAAAUUUGAAAUAAACAGUUCUGUAACGGCAAAUGGCGGCACAUGAUAUCCGUGACAAUAAAAACAACAACAAAACAUUUAACCCUUUAAGUCCCAAUAGUGACCAAGAUCAAUUUUCUCCUAACAAUAUCCAUACAUUGUCAACAGAUAAGUUAUGAGAAUUAAUAAAAUAAUUACCCAAGUAAAAAUGCUUUGAUCUUUUAUCAAAUUCUCUCAACUCAUUCUUUAAGGAAAUGUAUGGAGAUCAGUUUGGAGAAUUUGUAUGUGGAUACUGGGGUUUAAAGGGUUAAUCAUACAUGAGGCUGAAUGACUCACAAGUAUCUUACAAAACGAUCAUCACACAUAUCCACUGGAAAUCCAUAGCACAAGAAAAAACUGAAACAAAUGGUUUACAAAAACACUUGGGGAAACUUGAAGAAAACUUGAGGUUAUUUCACAGUGGCCUCACGCAUGCCAAUGAUGAGGCCUGUGCGCAUGCUCCUAAUAAAACAAGGGGAAAUCCCCUGGACAGGAUACCAGAAGUUACAAGUUCUCUACAGUAUCAUUACAUAAUCUGACACAUAAUCUGACAUGAGUAAACAUAUGACCUAAGCUGAAAAAAACUCUGUUUUCCAUGUACUGUAAGAUAACGAAGUAGAACCAAACACUAAUGACAAUUUUUUCUUUUGUAUAUUUUACCCAGGGUGGCUAUCCUGCAAGGCUUAAGAAUGUUUUCAUCAUAUCACCACCACUUUGGUUUAAAGCAGUUCUAACAUUGCUCACAAGCUUUCUUCAACAAAAACUCCGAGAUAGAAUUGAAAUAGUACCUAGAGAGUCACUGGUACAGAGACUUCCACAGGCCUCAGUUCCUGAAAGCUUGGGAGGGAUGCUAAAAGUGGACCAUUUUGCCUGGUUAAACACAUGUCUAAUGUCAUUUUCUGAAUCGAUGAAAGAAAAUGGAGUAGUAAAUGCAAGACAAGGUAACAGAGAUUUGAUUUACACUGAAUCUUCCACAACUGGUGUUGACGCUGGGGUGACAGACGAAGGUGCAUUGUCUGUUAUGGAAUUCAUGGAGCAUUUAAUGAAGCUGACACCCAAGGGAAUUAAAAAUGAGUUUGUUGAUUUAAAGAGACGAUCAGGCAAUGGCAACUUUUACUCUGCAAAGUAAGUGGAUGUCAUGUUACUUUAUUUCCUUUGCAAGCGCAGUAGUUUUAGUGCUAGUGAUCAAUGUUGACAUGCAGUGAUGAUGCCAUCAGCUUCCAUUAAUUACAGUUACGGGAAAUUAAAAAUAGUUGUUAAGUACAACUAAGAAUGCUCAGAAAAAAAAUCCGAGCCCCUCAGCGGGAAUCGAAGCCACGCCCUUCCAGAUACCGGUAGGACCCACCAACCACUUAUUGAUGAACCAAUAAAAAUUAACCUUAUUAACCCAUUCGCUCCUGGAGAUUUUGCCGAAAAACGCGUUUUGAAGCUAGUCGAGUGGUUUUCUGGUCACUGUCAUGCUGUAAAGAGCUAAAACUUACCACAAACCGGUUUACAGGUCGUACACUUGGCGGCCUUUUGAUCCAGAUGCAAAAUAUCAGCUUGUGAAGUUCAGGCAUGCGCAGAAAGCAAAAUUUCGAGAUAGUUUUUGGGUUUAAAAGUGACACAGCAGUCUUGACUUUUACUUUUCGCUUUCUCUCCUCCCUUCUUUUUUCGCUUUUCUUGCCUCAUUUUUUUUUUCUCUUGCUGGGCAUUUAGUAGGCUUCAUUUUGGUGGGAAGAGUUUUUAGGAAAGCUUUUAGGAUCUUAGGAUUAGGUGAAAGGAAAGGUAGGUGGGUAAUGGAACAAGAUUUUCAUGGAGAUUUUCAGGUCCUUGUCACGUGGUUUUUUGCUUCUUUCUCCGGUGUCCUUGACUGAAUUGUGCUCAUUCUGGUAUGGUUUGAAAGAUCUCUUCACUCCGCACAAGUUAGCGAAGAAAGUUGUCCUUGACCGUUAAAACUGAUGACGUCACAAAGGGUAGAAAGGACCUGGAUCCGCGCGGGCGGUUACGGGCGGUUCAGGGGCGAAUGGGUUAACAUAUUUUUUAAAAAUCCACACAAUGCUUGAAAACCUUAAGGUACAAAAGUGUAUAGUAGCUAUUUCUGUUGGGCUUGAGGAAAAAAAGAAAAGAAUGCAAAAUUAUUUAUCCCAAACUACUAGACACACUCUGCAUGUAGAGGCUAUUAAACUUAAAGGCAAUAAAGACGUACAAAUUACAGAACUGGAUACAACUUUUGAAUCUGUGAAUGAAAAGCGACUAGUAUUUUUAAUACCAUUCUCAUAAAAGUGCAGUACUUUCCCGUGGUACCAGCCACCUUCCUUAUUGUUUAGUUAACUUUUAAGUGUACAUGAGACUAUGGGGUGUUCACUGAGAAGAACUGGGAAUCUUUCAUUUCAAAUACAGUACUUACAUUACACCAUUUUUUAUUGACUGAAAUUUAAAAAAAUAAUAAAAUGAUAUGAUGUUAUUUUAAGAGAGCUAUGUCAUUUGCAGAUUACCAGAAAAUAAGACGAAAAAUAGGUACCUUGAUGUUUUAUGUCUUGAAGAAUCAAGGGUGAAGCUUACCAACUUGGAUGGGAAUACAGUAAGCUACAUGUAUUUCAAUCUUUGUUUUUGUUGUUGUAAUUUUUACACUUGAUUUUGCUAAUGUUGUGUCAAAACAGUGUUUUCAAAUUAUUUAUUGAUUAGAAUCUUGAGAGAUCCCAAACCCACUGUCUUUGACAAUUUGCAUGAAAAUUUACUGCCAUUGACGUCACUGUACUUGUUGUAACCAUUUACUCUAUUCUGACUAUCAUCUAGGCAAAAGGAGGCAACAAAACUAUUUACAACCUUGUUUACAAAUCAACAUUCAUGUACCGGCAUAUUACCGCACUUUUCACAAACAUCCAAACUCUAAAGUGCAAAAGCCGCCUUCACAAAUAUUGCGUUUUUCACUGCCGUCAAUCAUAAUUACUAUCAAAAGCAACAAACCUUGAAACACAGAAACACACAAAACGGAUCCAAAUCCACUGAUUACAUCACAAAUGAUGACCUUUUGAACCCGUUAAAGUAAAGUUUUGUUUCCUAGGAGGUCCGUUAAGAUGAUUGACGGCAGCAAAAAACGCAAUCGUCAGUUGGCUUUUGAACUUCACAAUUCGCAUGUUUGUGAAAAGCGCAGUAACACAGGGUUCCUAUUAAUGCACACAUGUGCAUAUCUUAUGUGCAAAAAUCGUAAGGGAUUCUCCCUUCUUUAAACUGAAGAGUCCCAAGAAUGUACAGGGACUGGUUACUACCAUUACAUCUUUGCAGCCUUUGGCCUCAUGUACAGAAAUACAUUGUGGAACAUUAAUUUUCAAAACAAGUGGGAAGUCUAUUAACAGAAAUAAAUUGUCUCUGGUGGAAGCAUGAAGUUCUCAGGUGUAAAUGGUUUAUAUCAAAACACAAGCAAAAGCAUUAAUUUAUGGACAGUACAUCAAGUUCCUGUCAUUCUCAUUCAAUAAUUAUUUUAUUGAAUCGUUAAUUUAAGAGUUUCUACAAUUUACUUGGAGCUCAGACAUUAUUAUUAUUGUUAUUAUUAUUAUGAAAUUAUUAUUAUUAUUAUUAUUAUUAUUAUAACUAUUAUUACUAUUAUUAUUUACAAAAGGGUAGCAACUUCCAUACUAUAAACUACAUGUAUGUUGUAUUUCUGCAGAAAUCAAACUAUAUACACGCAAACUACAUGGAUGGGUACAAGCAACCAAAAGCAUACAUAGCUACUCAGGGUUUGUAUUACUUUAUUCAACUUGAUAAAAUAUUACUGAAACAGUGCAUUAUAACUUGGGGAUUUAACUCAUGAGUGGAGAGUAGUGGGUUUUCAAUUUACAUAUUAUUGCAAAACACCAGAAUUUUUUUCUGGAAGGCCUUUGUGUUGCAGGGAAUUAUACCAAUAUGGUGUGAGAAAAUUAGGCUCCAAACAGUAGUCAACAACAGUUAAUUGGUUUAUGGUUUUGUGGCUUGCUUGCAAGGCCUUUUUGAUUGGUCAUCACAUAAUAAAAUGAAUGUUUAUGAGAUGUGGUGCGCACAGUUUUCUUUCUCUGUUAGUAAAACAAAGUUUCAAUUAAAUUUUGUGCAUUAAUGCUCACUUACAGUGUAUAAAACACAAUGUAGUUUUUAAUGCUUUUCUUUCUUUCUUUCUUUCUUUAUUUAUCUAUCUUUAUUUACAAGGACCACUUCCCAACACUAAAAGUGACUUCUGGCAAAUGCUGUGGGAGCAACAAGUCUAUGUCAUCGUCAUGGUAACGAGGUCAGGCCUUCAAGUACAAUGUUGCACAAUAAUAAUUGUUUAUUUAUCACAUUAUAAUAAAUUAUAAUACUAAUUAUCAGAAUUUUUAUUGAUCCUACUUGAUGUUUUCUCUUCAAACUGAAGGGAAAGAAAAAUAUACACAUGGGCUUUGAUUUAUAUUAAUCAAUAACAAAGCCCUUUCAAGAUGAAACUUACUUCGCGAGGAAGCCACGUUAGCCCUGCCUAAUCCCCUUUUUUGCUACCAAGAGAUUUUUGGUUUAAUCUGUUAACUGAUGAGGCACCUCUUAAUAAACUAUUCUUUUUUUUUGCAAAUUUUAAUGUGGAUGAGUUAGCAUAAAUCUAUUGCCAUCGCUGAGAAGAGCGUCUUAAAGGGACAGGUUCACGGUUCAGCGUAUGCUCAUUAAUUAAAUUACUUUUUUUCCAAUUUAUUAUUAAUUCUAUGGGUUAUAAUCCCACUCACAUGUAUCUCAGCGAUCUCAGAGUGUAUUUCAAAGUAAAAGUGUAUUUUAGAGUAACCUGAAGUGGGAUGGAGGAGUACUAAAAUAGCAGAAAAAUUAGUGAAUUAUGCCAACGCUGCCAACGUUGAAUUUAUUGUUGACCCGAGGGUUUUAUUCCAUGGUUGAUUAAUUUACAGCUAUUUGCACCUAAGUUGGUCAAGUGACUACCAGGGGAGUGUUCAGAUUGGUUCUUUGACAAGAUUAUGACAUGAUCAUAUUGCUUUCAUAGACGAUACAGCAUGUCUCGGCAGAAAAAUAGCAUUUUGAUUAACGAGCAUGCGCUGAACCGUGAACCUGUCCCUUUAAAAUCUGUAAAGUUGCCAAGUUUGAGAGUGAUAGGAUAAAGACUAAUGAAUAUUUGACUCUGCUUUUCACAAAAUUUGAAAGGCUUUUGUAAAACUUUCACGACUUUGCCGGAGGAGCACUGUCUUCGCUCGUUUCUAAACACUUGGCAAGUUCGCUAAUUUUAUGGUGAUCUUUCUAACAGCAUUCAUAGAAUUACUCUGGCAGUACCCUGUCAGAAGUUGAAAGAACUGUGCAAGGGUGUAUUGGCAGACCUGGUAUUAUUAGUGGAAGGCAAACCUUUGACAUCCUUGAUACAGUAGAACAUCGACCUAAUGAAGUGCAGUGGAAAAUGCAUGGGAAAAUGUUUUACUUGGAGCGCCAUGCCAUAAAAUUAUUUUGCCUUAACUGGGAAAAAGAAUACCUUUUUGAUCAAAAUAACUUUCUUACAGUAGUAAAUUAAUUACUAUGUAUGUACAUGGCCUCUCAUAGACUGCAAAACAGUCGGUUUUUUCCUCAAGAUCAGUAAAGAAAUCGAUAAAGCGUGACGUAAGAGUCUUGGCUCGCGUGUACUUGAAUACGCAAAAAUACGGACUGUUUUGCAGUCUAGGCCUCAUGUACAGAAAUACAUUGUGGAACAUUAAUUUUCAAAACAAGUGGGAAGUCUAUUAACAGAAAUAAAUUGUCUCUGGUGCAAGCUUGAAGUUCUCAGGUGACCUGAUCAUAUUGCUUUCAAAGACGAUACAGCAUGUCUCGGCAGAAAAAUAGCAUUUUGAUUAAGGAUCAUGCGCUGAACCGUGAACCUGUCCCUUUAAAAUCUGUAAAGUUGCCAAGUUUGAGAGUGAUAAGAUAAAGACUAAUGAAUAUUUGACUCUGCUUUUCACAAAAUUUGAAAGGCUUUUGUAAAAUUUUCACGACUUUGCCGGAGGAGCACUGUCUUCGCUCGUUUCUAAACACUUGGCAAGUUCGCUAAUUUUAUGGUGGUCUUUCUAACAGCAUUCAUAGAAUUACUCUGGCAGUACCCUGUCAGAAGUUGAAAGAACUGUGCAAGGGUGUAUUGGCAGACCUGGUAUUAUUAGUGGAAGGCAAGCCUUUGACAUCCUAGAUACAGUAGAACAUCGACCUAAUGAAGUGCAGUGGAAAAUGCAUGGGAAAAUGUUUUACUUGGAGCGCCAUGCCAUAAAAUUAUUUUGCCUUAACUGGGAAAAAGAAUACCUUUUUGAUCAAAAUAACUUUCUUACAGUAGUAAAUUAAUUACUAUGUAUGUACAUGGCCUCUCAUAGACUACAAAACAGUCGGUUUUUUCCUCAAGAUCAGUAAAGAAAUCGAUAAAGCGUGACGUAAGAGUCUUGGCUCGCGCGUACUUGAAUACGCAAAAAUACGGACUGUUUUGCAGUCUAGGCCUCUCACUACUUGUUACUCAUAGGUUGUUGUCUUUUUAAUUUCUCAAGGUGCUUCGAGAGAAGUCGAAUGAAAUGCAUUCAGUAUUGGCCAGAAAACAGUGAAACAAACCAGUUUGAAACAGUUGAUGUGACUCAUCAAGAAACUCUAGAAUUUGAAGAUCACGUUGAGAGGACAUUUUCCCUGAGACACAAAAAGGUAAUCAUGGCAUAUUUUACUGCAGAGACAGCACACAGUUGUCUAGUUAGACACUUACGUCCAGAAAUACUAGCAGCUUGGAAUUUAGGUACUUCAUAUUAGACACAGUUGUUAUUUGUAGUGUCCAUGUCGCUUCAUGCUUGACAAAAUUGCUUGCGUUUAGCUGGGGAUUAGGGCUAUGGGACACUUCGUGAUAUUUAUCAUAAAAGGAUGAAUCUUAUUCAGAGGGAGCUUGUGGUAAGCAAUGACGAAGACGACGGCAGUGAAAACAUCGCUAAAAAAAUGAAUUUGCGUCUUUAAAAACUUUAUCGCGUCUAUUUGAAUCCGCUCAAUUUAUCAAAUAUACAAAUGUAGGCGAUUUUUCCUGGAGUUGAAUUCUUAAGGACUUUUUGCAGGUUCAGAAAAGGGAAGGACAAUUCCUCGUCGUAUGUUCACCUCCUGUAUAAAACGUCGCAUUAGUUGGUUUUACAUCGUAGUAAUGCAAUGGACGUCAAACAAAUGUACUACACCAAUCCUGGACAUAUCUGUAGCUAGUCAGUACAGUAGGGUGGUUACAUCCGUAGCGGCAAGGCUGCUAUUCAUUCCCUUAUAAGCGUCUGCCACACAGGCUGUUAGGCCCUCAGAUUUUGCACACCUUCGCAGCACUCGUCACGCAAGGACGGGGAGCACUGCGUGACUCCGGCCCGACCGCAAAGGAGACUAGCCUUGUCUCCGCCACUGUGUUCAGUUGUCCCUUUAGACAUUCGUAGCACAAGGUCUGUUUCACAUAAUGCGUAGAUCCGCGGUUUUUAGCUUAAGUAAAGAAAAUAAAUUUUGCAUUGUCCGCGAGUGGGUCAUUUGCACACACUUCUAAGCCCCAUCGGUGGCCGUGGUGGUUUCAUGAAACUGUUGCUACCGCCUUUCCCCACCCCCCGUGGGCCAUGGAAAUGUGUAACAGUUUGCAUCAGAACGUUGUCGCAAAUGGUAUAUGGUUUUUAGUCCUCCUUGGCCUGCCAGUAAUUAUAUAUCAUUAUGAAUUUGUUCUUCUCGCUUGUUUGUAUGUUCUAUUUCAAAAAUAUGAUUAUUUUAUAGACUAUGCGCAGUAUAAAUAAUUGAUAAUAAAUAAAUAAUAAAAAUAAAAUUAUUGCGUAGACCGACGAUAUUUACAAAAUACUACAACCUUGAUUUCACGAUGCAUUGCUUCCGUUUAUUACAGAAUGUGUAAGUUAUUACAAAGUGCCGCAACACUUGUAACAAAGUGUGUCAUUAUAACAAAACGUCCCAGAGCAAAAAUACUUGGAAUUAAUGUCACGAUAAAAAUGCAAAUUUUCUUAUGUACAUAUCCAUAUCCAUUUUUUAACCUUAGUCUGGAGAAACGCGAAGGAUAACUCAUUUUCAAAUGACUUCGUGGCCAGAUUAUGGAGUGCCCUCUUCAGCAGAAUCCUGCCUCCAUGUGAUUGGCCUUGUUCGUGAGGCCCAAACAGAUGCAGUGCAGGCCUUGGGGUCAAGAUGGAAGGGACACCCCAGAGGCCCUCCCAUUUUAGUGCACUGUAGUGCAGGCAUCGGUCGCACAGGGACCUUCUGCACGAUUGAUGUCAACGUGGCUCGUUUGAGCGACGUGGGCAAAUGCGAGAUAUUCAACACAGUGAAGCAUUUUCGGGCUCAAAGGGCCUUGACUAUUCAAACAGUUGAACAGUACGAGUUUUGUCACCUGGCCAUUUUAGAGCAUGCCCUUAACAUGCCAAGUACAAUGCAAGAAGAAAAAGAGGCGAUCAGAGACUUCUUAGAAGGCUGGAAAAUGCAACUUAGGGACUCAACUGACUGAUAAGUGGAUAGUUGAUGUUUGCGGUGUGAAGCCGGGCUCCUGAUGUACCCCCUGGUCUCUGUAGUCAUAGUGUAUCCUUAGAUGACAAUACAUGCUCCACUCAUUAGAGACCUUUAGAUUCUAAGACCAGUACGACUACGAGUACUAGAUUUUCUUGAUACAAAAUAGUGCACGCGCGUGAACCAGCGUCAUUUUGGUGGGAAAACGUAGCCGUCGUUAUUCUACCACGAGUUAUAGCGAAAAUAUCGUAGUGCGCUUUCCAUUUACCAAGAAAUUCCGGUUCGGAAUUUUCCGUGCGUUCCACUGAAAAUUCCCGGGGAUUAGUGGGAUUUUGAAAAGGUAGUCCUGUUUUCCGGCUGGAAUCUUUGCGGUGGAAAUGCAUGUUCCAGUUACGAGUUUUUACGAGGAAUCACCAGUUCCAGGCUAUUCAAGGAGAUAUCUGUGUCACCAUUUUUAAUUUUGGUGAUGAGAGCAUGAAAGGAACUUGUGUCAAAUGGAACACGUUCUUAGCUCGUUGGACCUCUCCAUGGAAGUUUCUCAAAGUUUUUGGUAAAUGGAAAGCGCCCGUAGUCGUCGAAACAAGUGAUCAAAUGUUAGAAGACUUAUCAUUUUAGGAUCAGGGGAGGGCUUAUCCUCCUUCAUUAGAAAUAAUGGUGCCAACUUUUCUGGUGGAAAAAAGUACAACGGAGCUUUCUGGGGUGCCUAUUUUUUGAGAAUACAGUCGACUCCCGCUGACUCGAACCUUCAAGGGAAAUCUACAUCUACAUUUAUCGGGAGUUUGAAGCAAAUAACCGGAAGUAGGGAAAUGAGCAAAUGGAUGCUGAGGGAAUGCAAUUAAGCAACAAAGUAUACAGAGAUGGACACUGAGUUUGAACUGGAGUGACAAAAAAGGAAAGACAAAGAAUUGACUCGGUGGUUUUAAAAUAAAUUCAACGUUUCGGACUUCAAUACACGGUCUUCUUCCCAACUUGUCACGUGCUUAUAACAUGGUUCCAGUUAUCGAGGGAAAAACUGUAUAGAAGUGAUCAGAACGGAAACAAAAAUGACUUCGAGUUUGCGGGAGGUUCGAGUUAUCGAGGGUUCGAGUUACCGAGGCUAAAAUUACAGUAAAUGUAAGAAGGAAAUCCAGGGGAAAUCGACUUUGGUUCGAAUUAGCGGGAGGUUCGAGUUAUCUAGGGUUCAAGUUACCGAGGGUAAAAUUACGGUAAAUGGAAGAAGGAAAUCCAGGGGAAAUCGACUUUGGCUCUAGCCUCCCACGCAGACGUUUUUACGGGUUCGUCACGCAAUGACGAGCCCCCCAAGAACGUUUGCAUGGGAAGCUACUCUGGUUCGAGUUAGCGCGAGGUUCGAGCUAUCGGGAGCUGAACUGUACGUGAAAAAACUUUGUUACCUCUCGUCCUUGUAGUCGUCCUGGUCCUGGAAUCUGAAGCCGUCUGUGAUUUCUUUUGAUGUGAGGAUAGUUGGCCACUGAUAUUUUUGCCACAUACCUCUUCUGUUAUCUGUAAUUGAGUAGACCGUGGAAAAAUAGACUCAUUUUCUGUUAUUAAUAACAGAAUAGGAAAUCUAGAAACUCAAACGUUUUAUAUUCAUCAGUUCAGGGAGAUUCUAGUUUAAGUCAUUCUCAGUUUUCUCUUGUUUUUACUCUUAAAACGUUUCUGUGAGACGUUUUACAUCAAGAGCAAUACUUGCUUAAUCUGGGUAAAUCUCCUUAGCGUUUUGUUAACUGUACAGCAUGCUGGAAAGACAACAAUAGUUCUCUAGGACAUGAGCUAUUCAUCUGUACUUUGAUAGAUCAUUAGUAGCGGCCAAACGCUUAGUAUUCGAUCAGUACACUAGUAUAUAGAAAGUAUUAGGUAAUAGAAGCGGAUCAAUUUAGGUGUUUGGGAAACUGCCCACCUACCCCUCCCCUAAACCAUCGUUAUCACUAACUUCUCACUUAGGGCAAAAUGUUGGCGUAGGGAAGGGGUAGGUGGGCACUAGAAAUACCUAAGAUGACAGCAAUUUACUCCAGGAAAAGGAUCUGGGGAGGGGAUGGCGACUGUCCCAUAUUCACUUAUAGUUGGGCAUGCCACAGAAACAGGGUUACUAAGCAGUAAGCCGUAAUGUAAUUUGCAUGCUCUUGCUAAUCAGUUCUUGGAACUGACAAAUGUCACCCUCUAGAUAACGUGAGUUUGGUUUUAGGACUCACAAACAAACGUGAGAAUAAGAAACCGUACAGUGGAACUUUUUGGGGGACAUUUUUGUGUAGCCUGCAGGCGUUGUUUCUUCGCAUUUUUCAGGCGAGUGAAGGCAAGCGCGAAGCAAGCGAGGAGCACCAGACACGCCCGACUGGGAAAGGUGCGCGCGCGUGUCCCGUGUCUGCCGUGUCUAGCUCGCCAGGAAAACGUGAAAAAAAGCGCCUGUUCUCCAAACUAAUUUUUGUGUGGUCAUUUAGCGUAUCAAUGCAAAAUUUGUAAAGUAAGUUUGGAUUUGUUAGUUUUCUUGUAAAUACCGUAAAAUUCAGAAAACAAGCCCUUCCAUGUUCAAGCCCCUCCAAAUAUAAGCCCCCCAAACCGGUAACGCAAAAAACCCUCCGUUAAAUCGCCCCUCCAAAUACAAGCCCCCCGGGGGCUUGUACUUGGAAAAUUGCCCUCGAAUACAAAGUAAAACAAAGCAAAAACGGUAAAUUUACUUCCAACUAUAAGGCUAGGCCAAUCGAUUUUGAAACGCAAAUUCCCCUCCGUAGAUAAGCCCCUCCGAACAUAAAUAAGCCCUCAAAAAGGGCCUUUGAAAAAUAUAAGCCCCGGGGCUUAUUUUCGGAAUUUUACGGUAUUUUUUAUUAAUUAGUUAGUAUAUUUUAUGAUCAUCAGACAGUACAAACUGUAAUUAAUUUUAAAUUAUAAGGGUGUCACCAUUUUUAAUGGCCCUAGAGGUGCUAACCAGUGAGACCCAGUCUUGAUAGUCUGUAUAUGGAACAUUCAAGAGGUAACUGGCUAGAAUAAACAAAAAAAAGGGAAUGUAAAUAGUAAACCAAGCAUUGGUUUAGGUGCGAUUUUAUUAAAUAUAGAAUAGUUUGUUUCCAAUCCGGAGCGAUGGUCACGUAAUUAGACAAUUCAGUCAUGGAAAAACGAAAAAAAUUCUAGGGAAGGACAACUUAGAGAAUUCUGCAAUAAGGCAGAAAGGAAAGGAAAGUCUACGAAAAAUGGGAAAUUUUACUUUCCGGUUGCCACAGGGCUUUGUGAAGAUUAUUUAAAGACAUUUUUAAACUAGAAAAACCUUCUGUAGUUGAUCAAUUUCAAUACUCCUAAUCCUGCCAAAAAUAUAGUUUACCUGGAAAAAAAUGCAAAGAGAUCAAAAAUGAGAGAAUUACUAUUCAUGGGAUGCGAAAGAACUGCGAAGUGCAAGGUAAACUACAGUUGUUUUUAAAAGGACAGCAUAUGGUCAGGCUAGGGUAAUGAGUGGAAAACCCUGAUGGUAAACAAGCAGUAUUAAUUUUAUAUUAGUCUAGAAAUACCACAGGUUUUCUAUAAAUACCGUUAGGAACUAUUUGCGUGCACUGAUUUCUAUUUUCAGUCUUGACUUAAUUGUUUUUGUUGUUGUUUUUCUUUUUUAGUAAGUUCUGAGUCAUCGGAAGGAUGAAUCGUGAACUACUUUUUUUUAACUACUUGAACUCCUAACUUAUAUAAAGUACUUCAAGUUUAUGAAACUUUUUGUCAUCCACUUUCCAAAGGUAAUGCAUGGUUAUUACUUAAAUCUGACUUUUAAUGUAAAAAACGCAUUUUUUUGCGUGUGUCAUUCAAUGAAAUACAAAAAUAGAUGCCCAGUAUGUGAAAUUAAGUUAAUGAAACUGAGACAGUUAAAAACAAAUUCACAAC
Porites lobata is the source of this 18450-nucleotide messenger RNA. The record is from the annotation of a GenBank genome assembly. Lineage: Eukaryota; Metazoa; Cnidaria; Anthozoa; Scleractinia; Poritidae.